Messenger RNA from Vombatus ursinus (common wombat), 1680 nucleotides. RefSeq names its product G protein subunit gamma 7 (gene GNG7). Gene Ontology annotation, molecular function: G-protein beta-subunit binding. The transcript has 6 exons. The coding region runs from base 343 to 549 and encodes 68 amino acids. The record is from RefSeq and is a predicted model, not a curated record. Gene Ontology annotation, cellular component: heterotrimeric G-protein complex. Lineage: Eukaryota; Metazoa; Chordata; Mammalia; Diprotodontia; Vombatidae. Gene Ontology annotation, biological process: G protein-coupled receptor signaling pathway.
UGUGCCUCACACACCCCCCUGGCCUUCUCCGUCCGGGCGCUCGCUCCGGGAGCUGAGCCGGCCCCGCCUCAGGAGCAGCAGCGGUGGGAAGAUCCAGCUUCCUUUGGUCAAGUACAACUUUCUGCCUUGGUGCUGAGAAUCCUUAAAGAUAGUAAACAGGCACAGCUUCCAGAGAGCCACAGGGAGGCUGAGAGGUGACACAGACCUGAGAGGUCAAGGUCGACAUUCCAGCCAGUGAAGUGGUGGAAGAGAAGCUCAAGAGUGGCUCUCCUGACUCGGAAAAUCUGAGUACAGUGGGAACAAGCUUUCUCGAGAGUUUGGGCCUAGAGCUGAUGGCAGACAAUGUCCACAACUAACAACAUAGCCCAGGCUCGGAAACUGGUGGAGCAGCUCCGCAUCGAGGCUGGAGUGGAGAGGGUCAAGGUGUCCAAAGCCUCCUCGGAGCUCAUGAGUUACUGUGAACAGCACGCCCGGAAUGACCCCUUGCUGGUGGGAGUGCCUGCCUCAGAGAACCCCUUCAAGGACAAAAAGCCUUGUAUCAUCCUAUAGCUCCAUCCUCCUGGGCACACACAGCCUCUCUCCCUGGCAGGGCCAUCCCCAUCCAGUAUCGAUUUCAAGCCAAACCUGUCCUAAGUCACAAAAACUCUCAACAGCCAAAAACACCCCCAGAACCACUGCAGCCGCAGCCACCACCAACACCACCACCACCACCACCACCACCAUGAGGAGGGGCAAACACUAUGCUUUGCGUUUGGGUGGAAAAUCAAAUCCAGCAUGCCCACGAGGCGGGGUCAGCAUACCAAUCUAAAGCAGUCCAAAAGUCCCUGGGAGGAAGGGGGUAGGGGCAGGGUUUUGAUUUUUUUUAAGAUACUCUAUUGCCAUUUAAAUAGUGGUUUCAAAAUAAGGGUGGGUGGAGAGACAGGAGGGAGACCUAGGGUGUCUGCCAGUUAUUAGGGGGCCCUCACAUCAAGGUCAAAGUGGACCUAGGUUAUAAUUCCUCCUAGAAUGGCUUGCCAUUCAGAGACUCCGGUUAGAUUGGCAGGAAUUCAAAUUUAAAGGAAUUGCUUAUUCUUUUAAAAAAGAAACCUACUCUUUCAUUUAAAAAAGAAAAAAAUUAUGGAAAUUAUGCAUUGCUAAAAUGGGACCGGGGGAGGAUAUUUUGACAACAGUAUCAUAUAAAGGGAUAAUGAAAACAUGGACCGGGAUGGGGGGGGAGGGGAUAGGGAAGGGAAGUCAUCCAUGGACCACAGCAUGCAUUUCCCAGCUCAUACAUCACAGGGCAUCAGUAUCUCCACCACCGAGUUGUGGGCAGCACACUCUAGCAGCCCAGCCAUCAAGGGAAGCAGUCAACAGUGGCUUGAACUGGGGAGUGCCCAUCUCCUUGCAUUGUCAGUUUUGUGGGGGGGUUGGGGGGAGGGGCAUUGGGGGGAAGCAUGAGGUAUUGAUGUGGGUAUUUGAAACCUUUGAGCCCAUCCUAGCUCUUCAAUUUCUGUCUAUUGUUGCCUGAGCAGAGGGCUCAGGAUGAAUCCUUUGAUCUUGUCUUCUGAGCACUGGGGAUGGGAAUGGGUCAGGAUUGCUUUUUGUUUCUGAGGGUAAGGGGUUUUGAAAGAUAUUUGUUUGUUGUUGUUGUUGUUAAUUAACUGUGUGGCUCAAUCCUUUUUAAAAACUCCUACCCACUCA